UUAUGUGAUUAGAAAGUGCAUACUAUCUUAAGUAAAUAUGGAAUACUUAAUUUUAAGAAGAGAUUUUCUUUAUUUUUAUAAGGACAAAGCUGGAUGAAUGCUUAAUACUGUGAAUAACAAAAUGACAAAGAAAAUUGGCAGGAUUAAAGAAUCUUCAGAAACCUAGUACUUUAAAAAUGCUAUGAUUAACACUUUGUGGUUCUUGCUGCAUGUUUCUAAUAGAAACUUUAUAAUACAUUUAUGUUAGUUUAGCAUUUGUGUAUCUAGUUUUCAUGAGAUAGGUUCUUAGGAAAAAUUAGCCCAGUUCCCAUGGCAGGGAACUGUGUUGGAUAAUUAUUGCCCUUACUACUCAAACAAUAAAGGUUUAAGAGAGUUUUUUUUUGCCUUUCUCUUGGGGAACUAAUUGAGGAAGAGAAUCAAGCCCAUUAAAAAAUCUUAUCAAAACAGAUUGUUCUUAAAGUACUGUUACAUAAAAUAGAUAAGACUUUCAAAAUUGAUCAUUUUCCCAAUGUUGCUGUUAUAGUAUAAUUUGUUUUCCUUUUCUGCUCAUUUCAUUGCACAUAAUCAUAAGUGAAACUUUUUUUUUUCAUUCCACUUGUUUUUGAAACACUAUAUGCAUGUAAGCAUAUUAUAGAUUUUUCAGGGGGUCAUUAUGACACCACCAAUAUCUGCGAAGCAAGUUUAUUUGCUCCUUGUGAUGCUGUUUGUUGUAGCUUCCAGGUAAUAAUUACGAACAUCAAUGUGUGGAAAACAUAGAUUUACUUUAGUUUUAUUUUAACAGAUUCAAGAUGAUUUGGUUAUGGUACAACAGAGCACAGCAAGUCCAACAUAGCUUUGGAUUGAUGUUCAAAAAAAGUUGUGCCUCUAAGAAAACCCUUCCAGUUCUGACCCUGUUCACGAAGGAUCCGUGUCCUCUUUGUGAUGAAGCAAAAGAAGUCCUCAAGCCAUUAAAAAACAGGAACUGUGAUAAGGAUGCUGUUUCAUUGUGGCUACAAGCUCUGGUAGUGCUUCCCCUUGUCCUGGGAUUUCUAGGAAGGACUCCUACCCAGAUUCAAGUAUGGACAAAGCAACAGAAUCCUGUCUAAAAAAUUCUGUAUAUACAGCAUAAUCCUGUAUGCUUAGCACACAGUAAGAUCUUAAUAAAUGUUAAUUGACUAUUACAUGCAUUAUUUUAAUAAAGUAAAGUGGACUGUGAUACAAAAAAGAUUAAGAAUUAUU
This is a messenger RNA of Sarcophilus harrisii (Tasmanian devil), 1218 nucleotides long. RefSeq names its product chromosome 1 C5orf63 homolog (gene C1H5orf63). The coding region runs from base 789 to 1085 and encodes 98 amino acids. The record is from RefSeq and is a predicted model, not a curated record. Lineage: Eukaryota; Metazoa; Chordata; Mammalia; Dasyuromorphia; Dasyuridae. The transcript is spliced from 3 exons.